GUAAUGGUAUACUUUCACGAUUUUAUGUACCAUUUAGAUAUUAGAUUUUCUUCUUUAUUAGAUUUUCUUCAGAUCCAAACAAUAUUUAAAACCUUUACGCCCGGAUUUCCCGAUUUCAAAGCUAACAUUUAUCUCAAUAAAAACUUGUUAGAAUAAUGAUUGAGGAAUGAAAAUUAAUGCAUAACGCCGACUAUUAAACACCUAGGUUACAUUUUGCUACACUCAGGUAAAUGACCAAGAUUUGUCCUAGUAGCUACGCGCACUUUGCACUCGUGUGGGUCAUCCAGACAUAAUUUUGCCCGCUGUAACGGUGUAUCAGUGCUUUGUGAAGGAAGUGCAUAACAAUUAGGACAAUAUGUCCCAUUAAUAUUUCUUAGUGUAUGUCGUGUACGCAUAACUCGAGGGAGGCGCCGAAACAAAAGUUCAGGGUUGUGCACUGUGAGUGCACCUCAGCUUGCUCCUUAUAUAUCCUGCAGCAUCUGCAGUCAAGAGUUCAGUCGCAGGUUGCACUUCAUCAAGGAAGGUUGACGUGUCUGCUGGCCAAACUUCUCCUGCGAUUUUGGCGGCACUGAAGCAAGCGCUGCCACCGAGGAGAUGUCUUUUUUGGGUUCAUCGCUGCCGCUCGUGAAAAGCUCAUCAAAUCAUAUAUUUCGUGAUGGCAUCAGUGGCUUCAGUUUUCCUACUGAUGGAAAAUCGGUGAGCAUCCCAUCGAGCCGCGCUCUCGCUGCCACCGAUCUGAUGUCUGUUUUGUCUACGGCGGAGCUGCUCUUAUCAAAAAUCACAUCAAAUAUUAUAUUUCCUGACGGCUUCAGUUUUCUUAUUGAUGGAAAAUCGGUGAACUUUCCCGUUAGUGUACACCCGGUGGUGAAAAUCGGUGAACGCUCAUCGAGCCGCGCUCUCGGUGGAGGUUCUUCUUCGACGAUUUUCUUCGACCCGAGAACAGAGCGAGAAACAGGAGAAGUGUUCAAAAUAUCGCCAGAUCAACUAUGGGAAACAAUGUUGCGUUGUGCAGAGGCAGACGGUGAAGAUUUGGGUGCUGUUGAUGUGUACAAAGUUCCUCUGGAGAGCAGCCAGAAGUCUCCAAUCGAAGGCAGCGUCUUCAGCCUUAUCUUCAAUGCUUUUCAUAUGUUUGUAACCAUACGCAUUGGGCGAGCUUAUCGGUCCUUUGAAAGGUAUGCAGAGGGCAUCUUGGUGCAAAGGAGUCUUCAGGCUGAUGCGGUUAUUAAGAAAUCAAUGAAAGAAGACCGUGUAAAGGGCUUCUCCGUCCUGCAGACACGACGUUCAGAGAGUCUUGGUGUUAGCAACGAGCUUGACACCGUAAAUGAUCUCAUCUCAGUGUUGAAGGAAGAGUUUAAGGCGAUAAUUAACAGUCCAUUCGAUGCCUUGCUCAACAACUGCCAGCAUUUCGUUCGGAAGAUCCUUCGCCAAAUGGGGUUCAAUUAUAAUAAUUGAUUAUUUCGGGCGUGACUUGGCCAUUCAACUUCUUAAAUAGACAAAGGUGUAGACGAUGCCCUGAUGUGUUUUUAUGGGUAAACUUAUGUUCAAAGAUAAUUUUUCCGAUAAUAUGAAACAUUCCGGAAUUUGAUUCCUAACAGCUUACGUAAUUCUAGAAAAUUUUUCGUUCCAAAUUUGAAGUGUUAGCUCUUCACGAAUUAUUUUAUGAUUGGUGUAUACCGAGACACUGAGUCAUAAACGCGACGAUAAUCGAAGAAUAACAUUUACGGCUUAAGACCUGUAUUAUUUGGCUACAAUGCAGUGAGAUGUUUGUAAUUUUUGCAAAUUUAAUGCUUCGAUUGUGACACCUAAAAAUAUAGCUAAGUACAUAUAUACCUAUAAGAUAUUAUUUACUUUUGUUUGUAUUCAUUAAUUUUACAACUGCCAAUUUCAACUAUUAUAGAUGUAAGAUUGGAACACGUCUUCAAAUAUUUAUCUCUGAGCAUUGA
Messenger RNA from Hyalella azteca, 1943 nucleotides. RefSeq lists its product as uncharacterized. Lineage: Eukaryota; Metazoa; Arthropoda; Malacostraca; Amphipoda; Hyalellidae. The transcript is spliced from 3 exons. The record is from RefSeq and is a predicted model, not a curated record. The coding region runs from base 595 to 1452 and encodes 285 amino acids.